Akanthomyces muscarius is the source of this 3201-nucleotide messenger RNA. RefSeq lists its product as uncharacterized. Lineage: Eukaryota; Fungi; Ascomycota; Sordariomycetes; Hypocreales; Cordycipitaceae. Gene Ontology annotation, biological process: cytosolic ribosome assembly. Gene Ontology annotation, molecular function: ribosome binding; GTPase activity; GTP binding. The transcript is spliced from 2 exons. Gene Ontology annotation, cellular component: ribonucleoprotein complex; cytosol. Bases 1 to 3201 code for a protein of 1066 amino acids. The record is from RefSeq and is a predicted model, not a curated record.
AUGCCUGUCGUGACGCCUGAAAAACUUGCAGGCCUGCAAAGGCAGUCGCAAGAUAUUCGCAAUAUUUGCAUUCUAGCCCAUGUUGACCAUGGCAAGACUUCUCUCACAGACGCCCUCUUGGCCACAAACGGCAUCAUCUCACCAAAGCUUGCGGGCAAAAUCAGAUAUCUAGAUUCCAGACCCGAUGAGCAAUCCAGAGGCAUUACCAUGGAAUCCUCAGCUAUCUCGCUAUACUUUUCCAUGCUUCGAAGAACAGCGCCAGAUGCUGCGCCUGCACCCAAGGAGUAUCUCAUCAAUCUCAUCGACUCUCCCGGCCACAUCGACUUCAGCAGUGAAGUAUCCACGGCAUCGCGCCUCUGCGACGGCGCCGUCAUUCUCGUUGAUGCAGUGGAAGGAGUCUGCAGCCAGACAGUUACUGUACUCCGUCAAGCAUGGACCGAGAGGCUGAAGCCGCUUCUUGUCAUCAACAAGAUGGACCGACUCGUUACUGAGCUGAAAAUGACGCCUAAUGAGGCCUUCCUCCAUCUCAGCAAGCUUCUGGAGCAGGUCAAUGCGGUUCUGGGUAGCUUCUUCCAGGGCGAGCGAAUGGAGGAGGAUCUCAACUGGAGGGAGAAGAUGGAAGAGCGUGUAAAUGCUGCCGUCGCCGCGAAAGCUUCCAACAACGACGACAGUGCCGACUCCGUGGACUUGGAAUUCGAGGAAAAAGACGACGAGGACAUCUACUUUGCCCCAGAGAAGAACAAUGUCAUUUUCAGCACGGCUACUGAUGGCUGGGCGUUUACGUGUCGUCAAUUUGCCAGCCUAUAUGAAAAGAAGCUUGGCAUCAAGCGCGGCCUUCUCGAAAAGGUUCUUUGGGGAAGCUUCUAUCUGGAUCCCAAAACGAAAAAGGUACUGGGGCCUAAGCAUUUGAAAGGGCGUAAUCUCAAGCCCAUGUUUGUACAGCUGGUCCUCGAGCCUGUGUGGACCGUGUACCAGGCUACGACCGGGGGGGAUAACGGUAAAGGCGACCCAGCUCUGUUAGAAAAGGUCACCAAGUCUCUCAAUAUCACCAUACCACCUCAUGUCCUCAGGGCUCGCGACCCUCGACUUCUCCUUACGAAUGUCUUUGCUUCUUGGCUGCCACUUUCUACGGCAUUGUUAGUUUCGGUCAUUGAGACGCUACCAUCACCGCCUGCUGCGCAGCAAGAGCGUACUCCUGGACUCCUGGACAGCUCACCAGGUGCUUCAAGCAUCGAUCCCCAGAUUCGCGAUGCCAUGACUACAUUCAAGCACGGCAAGUCUGACCCUGUAGUGGCAUAUGUCAGCAAGAUGGUCUCGGUUCCGGAGAGCGAGCUUCCAGAGAACAAGCGCAAAACUGGCCAGAUGACCGGCGAGGAGGCUCGAGACCUGGCGAGAAAGAAGCGAGCUGAGGCUGCCCGAGCUCAAGCAGCUCUGAAAGAGAAUGGUAACGGGGUCGAUUCUAUAACACAGGCGCUCGGAGAGAUUGAUCUUGACGCUCACGUUCCUGAUUCUGAGGAAAAGGAAGUCGACCCCGAACACCUCAUCGGAUUCGCCAGAAUAUAUUCUGGUACUAUAUCUGUUGGUGACAAGCUAUACGUUGUCCCUCCCAAAUGGUCCCCUGCUGAGCCGAACAUCGAGCCGAAGCCGCAAGAAAUUGAGGUCAAGGCUUUGUACAUGUUGAUGGGCAGAAGUUUAGAGGCUCUUGCUUCCGUUCCCGCUGGUGUCGUGUUUGGCAUUGCUGGUCUGGAGGGCAAGAUUCUCAAAUCGGGUACGCUUUGCAGCAAGCUCGAAGGCGCUGUCAACCUUGCCGGUGUUAGCAUGGCCGGCCAGCCCAUUGUGCGUGUUGCACUAGAACCCGUUAAUCCCGCCGAUCUAGACAAGAUGAUUCAAGGUCUUCGUCUACUUGUCCAGAGCGACCCGUGUGCUGAAUACGAGCAAUUUGACAGUGGAGAGCACGUGCUUCUCACCGCUGGCGAACUUCACCUGGAGCGCUGUCUAACAGAUCUCAAGGAACGCUUCGCACGCUGUGACAUCCAAGCAGGAGCCCCCAUCGUACCUUAUCGUGAGACUAUUGUCCGUGCGGAAGAGAUGAAACCACCUGUAAACAAGGACCUUGGUCGCGGUGUUGUUGUCACAGACACCAGCUCCAAGCAAGUCACACUGUCUAUUCGUGUGCGGCCUUUACCCGAAAAUGUCACCGACUUCCUCAACAAGAAUGGCGAUUCAAUCAAGAAGGCCUACUACGAACACUGGCAGCGAAGCACUGGGGACGAUGCUGAAAGCACCGGAGAAGCUAUUGCCGUCGACCCAACCGUCACCUCGAGCACGUUAUUGUCUUCCGAGGAGCUGAAGAAGCAGCUCCAGAAGGAGUUGGAAACAGGCAAAGGCCGCGAUGUCUGGAAAAAUGUCGUCGACCGCAUUGCUGGAUUCGGACCGCGACGAACUGGUCCCAACCUUCUCAUUGAUGCUACCAAGGAUAGUGUGUUGCCUCGGGUAUUUGCGGCGUCCGACUCCAACGACCGGUCUCCCGGUGCUGGAGAGGCUCUGCACCCUAGCCAUCUGGCGGACAAAAUCACGUACGCAUACCAGCUCUUCCUUGCCCAGGGACCGCUCUGCAGUGAGCCCAUUCAGGGUGUUGCCGUGUUUGUGGAGGACGUCACCCUCAAUCUCGCCGAGGACGACACAUCUGCACGCGACAAGCUCGGCCGCCUCACAGGUGAAGUGAUCAAGGCCUUCCAGUCUGCCGUGCGCAUUGGAUUCCUGGACUGGUCGCCCCGCCUCAUGUUAGCCAUGUACACCGUCGAGAUCCAGGCAUCCACGGAAGUGCUCGGUCGCGUCUACGACGUGCUCACGAGGCGACGCGGCCGCGUGAUUUCCGAGACGAUGAAGGAAGGGACCCCAUUCUUCACCAUCCAGGCGCUUCUCCCGGUCGCCGAGAGCUUCGGCUUUGCAGAUGAGAUGCGCAAGCGAACCAGCGGCGCCGCGCAGCCGCAGCUCAUCUUUGCCGGCUUUGAGAUUCUGGACGAGGACCCCUUCUGGGUGCCGUUCACCGAGGACGACCUGGAGGACCUCGGCGAGCUGGCGGACAAGGAGAACGUGGCCAAGCGCUACAUGGACGCUGUGCGCAGGAAGAAGGGUCUGCUGGUGGAGGGCCGGAACGUGGCUACGGAUGCGGAAAAGCAAAAGACGUUGAAGAGAUAG